UACCCUAAAAAACAAAACAAAUAAAAACAAUAAAUUUACUGAUUCAUGUGAGUGAUCAAUUUGUGUUACACAGAUGGUAUAAUGGUUACGGUUUCAAGCAAAGAGUCUGGCCUCUCUCCACAAAUGUUUUUAACAUAGCCAGACUGUAUUGCUAGUUGGUAUAUCUUACAUGACAUGUGUACUAUUAAUGAAGCCCCUGCAGCAUUAAAAAAAAAUCAUGGUACAUAACUGUCAAAUCUUAUGCCUUCCUCCUUCGUGGACUCAUUUCUCCGAUUCUGGCAGUUGAAACCCGAACUGGCAUUUUGUCAAAUAAUGUGUUGACUUGCAAGCACUGCAGCAGUAACCUGACCUCACCAAGAUGGCGGUGCUCUCCUCCCAUGAGGAACCACGUGAUGUCUCCUCUAGCGAUAUAACUCAUUGGGUUUUUAUAAAAGAUUCGGUUUUGGUCUAAAAAACAGCUCAAACUGGUUCCUGUUUCAUGUUUUGACUCGUUUUAUUUUACAUAUUAAUAAAAAACGUAAAAUAGAAUUACUGAACUCAUGGUGUAAAAACGUAAGAAUGAACACAAUGGUACUUUGUUUUGGUCAGUGGGCUGUCAGUUUUUUUUAACUGCGUGAUAACCGAGUGUGGUUUCAGUUUGCUCCCUGACUUUUUAAACGAGGAAGAAGCUUUUAGCGAAGCUGUUUCUGUUCGGCUUCGUCCUUUUAAUGAUUAUUUGAUAAGAAAUUUGGAGUUUUGAUCAUUUUUUCCCCCGGUUAUUCUGUAAUUCCAUAUUUGUUCUUGUGCUACUUUAUUUUUUCUUGAAAGAAAAAUGGCGUCGACGCCCUUCUUCUUCUUGAGCAUUUUGUUUUUAGCCUGGUUUACCACAGAUGCUCUCUCGGUGAAGGUAAUUGAGGUGUUAAAGGGUUCCAGCAUUGUCCUCAGUCCAGGUGAAGCAGAAACGUCCAUCAUCAGCAUAACAUGGAAACAUGGAGAUGAUUUGGCUGCAGACUGGUUUGGAGGGGAUACAACUUUCUAUCGCAUCUAUAAGGAUCGCUGCAGUUUAAAUACUAAAACAGGUGAACUGACCAUCAAUAAUGUGAGACCAGAGCACGGCGGCGAGUACACGCCAGAUAUUAAUGGAAAAACCCGAUCUACUGUGAAACUACGAGUUUUCUCUCCAGUCCCCAAACCCAACAUUAUUCAUGACUGUAAUCCUGAGGAAACCAAAUGUACCCUUCUCUGUACGUUUGUCAGAACUGAUGAUCUGGGAGAUGUGGAGGUUUUCUGGAUUCUUGAUGACAGACGUGAAAAUGGCACAGAGCUACAGAUCACUAAGGACACAAAGGAGAAGAGGUUCUACUGCAGCCUGAAAAAUCCUGUCAGCUCUGAGAACAGCACAGAACUGAAGAACCCUCUCUUUUCUGGAGGAACAAGUCUUUACUAUCUACUGAUGUUUCUUGUUAUUCCUCUGAUUGGGGUUGGACUGUUCUUGAUUUUCCACCACGAAAAGCGUCCCACGGUUGAGAGGACUUUGAAACAAAGAUUUUUAAGAUGGCUGUUUAAAGAUGACGACCUGUAGGAGUCAAACUCUGCCGAUAUGUUGUUUGUCCUGUGGGUGUCGCUGUUGUGUGAUUGGACAUGUUAAAAACAGGCUGGAAUCAAGUCAGAGGUGUUGUUCUGAAGGAGCAACUGGUUUUUCAGCCGUUACCACAAAGUAAAAUAAAGUCUUAAUGAGUUAUGAAUCAUCAGUACAGAAUGAAGAAAUAAAUAUUGGCUUUGAUUUGCAAAAAAAAAACCAGAACCAAGAAUCUUUAGUUAUGAAGAAACUCGUUUAAUCCGUUGAAGGCCAUUCCAGACCAUCAGGCCAACACCACCAGCAUAGGAGCUCAAACAUUGGACUGAGCUACAACAGCAGCUGACAAAUGUUUAAUUUAUUGGAUCAAUGUCAUCAUCUGCAGGUUUAGCAGGAGGCUUUUGAAGUGAAUUCUUAAAAAAAAGUUCAGUUCUGUCUGUGGAGAGAGAUGUUCAUGUGGAAGAUCACGCUCACCUCAACACAUUUGUAAACUUUGUGUGUUUACCGUGAUGUCACCAUUGAGUGGGCCGUGGUGAGAAGGAGGACUCUUUAUGACGAACAAUACGGUAGAGUUCCAAGACGAGUUCUCAGUUUCGAAAAGUGAAAUACAAGUUCUGACGAGUAGCAAGGGGCGGGAACACAUAACAGCAGUUUUUAAGUGGCUGCAUUGACUCCCUGAGUGUUUCAGAUUAAUGUUAAAGUUCUCUUAAUGGUUUAUUAAUGUUUUAUGGUCUUGGGCCCUUAGUCGUUCCUAAAGUGAGAACCAAAACACACGGUGAGGCCUCUUUACACCAUUACAGUCCUCGCCCGUGGAACAGCCUGCCAGAAAACCUCAGUGCCGUAGAGACUGUAGAGGUUUUCAAGAAGACUUUUUAAUUGAUUAAUUAUUUUAUUCUAUAUCUAUUUAUUAAUUUAUUUUCUCUAUUUAAUACUUUUUUAACUUGUAUACAGACUACUAUUUUAAUUUACUACCCUUUUUACUGGUAUAUUUGUGAUCUUUAAGGUGAGGUUUAAUCAGUUCCAAUGCUUUUAUUGUCAUGUUUUAUUUAUAAUUAAUUGUUAUAUUCUGGUGUUUCAUCUCAGGGAUCCAUUAAUCUGGCGCACUACCGGCCGCCGCCUUUUUUGCUGCGGUGUUUGUUCUCAUUAGGCCGUCUGGGGUCCCACUCUGUGGUCUAAAAGCCAUGGAGUGGGCCCCGGGGUGCUCUGUCUUGAGCGGGCGCCGUGACAAUGACCCCUGUGGUCGGGCUGGGCCUUGGAAUUAAUGGAUCCCCAUUACAUAGUUUCGGCACAGCCGAGCCAGACGGUUUCUUUAAGAUACAGUUCUUAACGUUUUUGUUCAGGGUUCUAUUCCCCCGAACUGGGUGGGUGGAGGGAGGAAUCUGGUGAGGGAGGGGUGCCAACUAUGUAUGAUUGUCCUGUGGUUUCUGCUUUCAUUAAUUAAUAAUUAAAUAGUUCUUUGCAUCCCCACCAGGAAAUCGUUUGCUCCUUUUUCUGCAGAAGUCUUUGAGUAUCAUUCAUCUGCUUCCACCAUCCUCAGAAACAUUUGGCAUCCACCCCUAAAAUGUCCUGCAGGUUCUUCACCAGAAUGUUCUUUGGCGUUUGCCACCGCUCAGAGUUUGAAUACUAAAUCAGUUGAGCGUUUCUUGGCCAUCGUUACACUGGUUACAACACAAAUGCCUAAAAUUUAUUGCAGUGUUCAUGUCAGCCACAGUCGUGGAAGCUAAUGUGUCUAGACCAACAAUCAACUCAGCAUGUGACAUGUAGAGCUGUAUCUAACCAAAAUAAAUACUGUCUUCAAGACAUCAACAAUAAAAGAACUUUACUUA
Messenger RNA from Oryzias latipes (Japanese medaka), 3381 nucleotides. RefSeq names its product CD48 antigen-like. The record is from RefSeq and is a predicted model, not a curated record. Lineage: Eukaryota; Metazoa; Chordata; Actinopteri; Beloniformes; Adrianichthyidae. Gene Ontology annotation, cellular component: membrane.